This is a messenger RNA of Pelmatolapia mariae (spotted tilapia), 1395 nucleotides long. RefSeq names its product unc-93 homolog A (gene unc93a). The record is from RefSeq and is a predicted model, not a curated record. Lineage: Eukaryota; Metazoa; Chordata; Actinopteri; Cichliformes; Cichlidae. The coding region runs from base 1 to 1395 and encodes 464 amino acids. The transcript has 8 exons.
AUGAUCAGCCGCAACUUCAAGAAUGUGCUGGUGGUCUCAAUUGGGUUUCUGUCCCUGUUCACGGCUUAUGGAGGUCUGCAGAGUUUGCAGAGCAGUCUGAAUGCAGCGGAGGGGAUGGGCGUGGCCUCUCUGAGCGUCGUCUACGCCUCCAUCAUCGUCUCCUCCAUGUUUCUCCCUCCCAUCAUGAUCAAAAACCUGGGCUGUAAGUGGACCAUUGUGGUUAGCAUGGCCUGCUACGUGUCCUACUCGUUUGGAAACCUCUACCCAGGAUGGUACACUCUCAUCCCCACCUCAGUGAUCCUGGGGUUGGGUGGCUCUCCUCUGUGGUCGGCUAAAUGCACAUACCUGACCAUCUCUGGGAACGCGCAGGCCACCAAAGAGAACAAAAAGGGCUCUGACGUGAUCAACUACUAUUUCGGCAUCUUCUUUUUCAUCUUUCAGUCUUCCGCUGUUUGGGGAAACCUGAUGUCUUCGCUCAUCUUUGGACAGGACACAGCUAUUGUUGACAUCCCUCAGGAGCAGCUGGAAAGCUGUGGAGCAGCCGACUGCGGCCUAAAUGUCACUGCUUAUGGGAACACCACAAGGCCUGAGCAGAAACUGGUGUGGACGCUCGUCGGAAGCUACAUCGGCGUGGGUGUGCUGGCCAUCCUGAUCGUGGCGGUGUUUCUGGACAACAUCGACCGCGAGCAGGCCAGUGAGUUCCGUGGUAGCCAGCAGCCGUUUUGCCACACGUUCUUGGCAACAUUCAGGCUCCUGAAGGACUGGAGGCUGGUGACACUCAUCCCUCUCACCAUGUACAGCGGCUUUGAACAGAGCUUCCUUUCAGGGGAGUACACCAAGAACUAUGUGACUUGUGCUUUGGGGAUCCAUUAUGUUGGUUUUGUAAUGAUGUGUUUUGGAGCUUCCAAUUCCCUUUGUUCAAUUCUCUUUGGGAGAAUCGCCCGGUACACUGGAAGAGCUCCACUCUUUGCCCUGGCUGCACUGACAAACUUGAGCUGCAUCAUUGCUCUUUUAUACUGGAGGCCUCAUCGUGACCAGCUUGCUGUGUUUUUUGUGUUUCCUGCUCUGUGGGGUUUGUCAGAUGCUAUCUGGCAAACCCAGACUAAUGCUCUUUAUGGCAUCCUCUUCCCGCGGGAAAAAGAGGCGGCGUUUGCAAACUACCGGAUGUGGGAGUCGUUGGGUUUUGUCAUCGCCUUCGCCUACAGCACGUUCUUAUGCCUGGAGUAUAAACUGUACAUCGUGCUGGCCGUGCUGGUGGUCACCGCCAUCACUUACCCGAUAGUGGAGUACCAUGAACACAAGCAUCCAACGAAACCCAUUGAAGAAGGAGCCUACCAAAAUCACAAAGAAGUCAUCAAAGCAAAUGACGACAUCAUCUGCCAGACACACUUGUAG